UAAAUAAGUGGGUCAGAUUUUGGUCAAUAAUAAACAGAAUAAAGCAGGGUAUGGAAUUUCUAUUGCAACCACUGGAAGAGCAGUGUGAUGUCAUAAAGUAGACAAAGGGCAGGUACUGGUUUAAGUAGGAAAUGGUGUUGCUAUGGCAACCACUGGGAGACAUUGUGAUGUCAUAAUGGAGACAAGAAAGAUUAAGAUAGGCAUUGCUUUGUCCGGUUAAACACAAAUCAUUUUGCAUUUCAAUCUCGAUGGGAAAGGAGUGCAAAGCGAUUUUACGGUAAGUGAGCGCCAUAGUACCCCCUAAUCAUAUCCAUCUAUACUCUGUACAUAUAUAGGCAUGUAUAGAGGGAUUUUUUAAUCCUUUGACUUUAAUAGAAGAAUACAUUUCAUUCUGGGGGUGUAGGGGUUAUAUAUCAGUAGGGGUUACCUUUCUUAGUGAAAAUGAUUUAUUUCUAAUAUCAAUUCUCUUAUUUUUACAGUUUUCUUAAAAUUUUAUUCUACUUUAUCAUGUAUCCUUACAAUGUUGUAAGAGAUAAAAUCAACCGCUUAGUAAAGCCAAAGCGCAUUAAUGAUGACAUAGAUAUUGAGAAAAACACGGAAGAAAGACAAGAAGAAAAGAGGGAAGAAAAUACCCCUCCUACUUCCAAAUGGCGCUCUACGUUAGUUAUCAUAAUUAUUGGUUUCCUUAUGAUAAUUAAUACGACCAAUGAUGUCAUUUUUAGCGGUUCCCUACCUGACAUCAGGAAUCAUUCUGAUAUCAGCAAACAAAAAGCAUGGAUAUUCCAGAACAUGUGUAUCGGCAUUGGCAUAUCAACUGCAUCACUGUUUGCAUAUUUAUGGGGUGCAUACAGUAGUGUAAGAAUAAUAUGUGGAGUUAUUGCUGCGCGGAUGAUAUUCUCCACUGCCUGUUUAUACAUUCCAACAGAGAGUUUUGGAUUUUGGGCCUUACUCUGCCUUCAAAGUUCAUUAACCUCAGUCAGAGGCAGUUAUAUAACUGCUGCUCCUCUGAUAAUCGCCGAUCUAUUUGAAAACAGAACUCGAACUUUAAUACAGUGCAUCUUUUACAUCUUUUUUUCUAUUGCAUGUGCCGUGGGGUCCAUUUAUGGACCAGUUGUGACUGCCCUUUUGGGUUCCAAGUGGCGCAUUGCACUACAGGUGGACAUCUGGUUUGACCUGGUUGCGAUUCUGGUAUUUAUUUUACUGAUAACCAAACCAGGUGUAGGUGGCUUGGUAAUUAAUCCUACAAUUGAAAAGAAGAAAAGAAGCCUUAAAUUGGAUAUUUUGGACAUGGUUGUAAAGUGAGUAGCUACCAAGUAUAGUAGACUGCUGGACAUAUUUUCAGUUUAAUGUAGAAGCACAAAUAGGCAACUUUAAAAUUAGAUAAAAGAGGCUAGUAACACACCCAAGAUGGCAAUGCUACAUAUGCAUUUAUCCAUAGCUGUUAUUUAGACUAUAUUGCCAAACAUUAGGCAUCAUUUCUAUUCAAUGAUAGAGAUCCUUAUUUAAAUUCAUCUAAUUUUACCUUUACGUUUUAAUCAGUUCUGGCCCAGGCCAUGGGCAUGAACUCAGUAAUCCAAUCAAUUACAGGUAUAGGAUCCAUUAUCUGUAAACCAGUUAUCUAGAAAGCUCCAAAUUACAGA
Molecule: messenger RNA, 1640 nt
Organism: Xenopus tropicalis (tropical clawed frog)
Lineage: Eukaryota; Metazoa; Chordata; Amphibia; Anura; Pipidae
Product: protein spinster homolog 1-like
Exons: 6
Coding region: 508-1302 (264 amino acids)
Biological process (GO): transmembrane transport
Cellular component (GO): membrane
Molecular function (GO): transmembrane transporter activity
Source: RefSeq, a predicted model, not a curated record